AUGUUCGUCGCUACAGUAACCGUUUUAAUAAUCACAUACAGUGCCCUUCUUCACUGCUGUCCUUUACUCAAUCGAACCGAUUUUUUACGUGAAGAAGCGUUGCUCAAAAAGAAAUUAUUAGAAAACUACGAUCCAAAACUUCCUGUUAUCGCAACCGAAACUGAAGGCCUCGAAAUCCCACGAUUUCAAGUCGAUCUCGCUCUGGGUUUCUUGAAGCUGAAGCGUAUGUACGAACCCGAACAGAAGGUCGAUUUCAUCUUCGAAUAUCAAAUGGACUGGCAAGAUGAACGUCUUACGUGGAAUCCGUCGGAACACUGCGGUAUCGAAAGAAUUUAUCUGAGCCGAGGAGAUGUUUGGAUCCCAGAGGUGACUGUGACUGAGGCGGAAUCGUCGCAAGACUUUCGCGAGGAUUACAAAAAAUAUCUUUCGCUAAACAGCACCGGACACUUGAUAUUCUUCGUACCUACAGUGACGUCCGUUUUAUGUUCUGUUAAGGUGCGCGAUUUUCCUUUCGACAGCCAGGCAUGUUCUAUUAAAAUGAUGACACAUUCGUUUCGAGCUACUGAAUACGGUAUAAACAUUUUGAUUCCUCCAGCAAUCGAGAAAGCUUCACCACUUGAAGAUAUGGUAUGUACUUUAUUGAUCACUUUAUCCAAAUCACCGCGGUUCGAUUACCACAGUAGAGAGUUAGCCGAUUACCACAACUUCGCCAAAGAAGGCGGUUCGCCCGGCUAA
Haemonchus placei is the source of this 735-nucleotide messenger RNA. The record is from the annotation of a GenBank genome assembly. Lineage: Eukaryota; Metazoa; Nematoda; Chromadorea; Rhabditida; Trichostrongylidae.